GAGAGAGAGAGCGAGAGCAGUCAGGGUGUACUGGGAAGGAAAGUCCUGAGCCAGACAUGUUGAGGUGAGGAAGGGAGGACGUCAAAAGGGAGCUUGAGCUUAAAUCAGAGCUCUUGAGGUCAGCGGUGAAGUGAAAGAGAGGCUGAGGGACUAUGACAAAGACGAAAAGUGAACUGGAGGACAGCACCACGCUGAUCACACUGUCCGAGCUCCAUGACCCUAACUACGGAACCAUGGAUGGAGGAUUUUCUCAGAAGGACAGGAACGUGUUUAGUGACGGGGUCACGCGCAUUGAUUUUGUGUUAGUAUGGGAUGAGCCUGUUGAAACAGAGGAUGAAUCAUCCACCCAGUCCACGCAUAGGACCUGGAGGACAGAGUACCUGUCCAGACUACAAAAAGCUGGCCUCCAUCAAGAAACGAAAGAAGUUGUGCAGGGCAAGACAAAGACAAUGUAUGUGCUCUUGAACGCCCCCUGGAGUGUGUUGUGCUAUUAUGCUGAGGAGAUUGGUCUUCGGGUUCCACUGCAGGUUGAGACUACCCAAGAAACCAACUGGUCAGAGGAUGUCCUGCAGUAUUUACACAUCAAGAACAUCCUGGCCCAGCAAGUGCCCAACCCUCCACCAGACUACUAUACCUGUCAGUUCCGCACCAACAAGCUGAAGAGGUUUCUUGGCCAUGAAAAUAAGGACACGUUUUUCAAGACCACACAGAGACAUCAAAUUCUGUAUGAGAUAUUAUCUAGGACGCCAUAUGGUGCAUUGAAGAGGGGAGAGGUUGGAAUAGCACGGCUGGUCAGUGAAAAGAUAUUUACUGCUGCUUAUCCCUUACAUGAGGGUCCAUAUCAAAUGCCCAGAGCUCCAGCUGAUCCUGAAUCUUUGAGCAUGAGGCAGAUCCUGUAUCAAUACUGGGCACGUUGGGCCUGCUGGAAAAAGUACCAGCCUCUGGACCACAUUCGUGAAUACUUCGGCGAGAAGGUGGCGCUCUACUUCGCCUGGCUGGGGUUCUACACAGGCUGGUUACUUCCUGCUGCAGUCGUGGGCUUCCUCUUGUCUUUAUUUGGAAUCUGGCUUAUGGUCACUGAUGUCCCAGCGCAUGAGGUUUGCAGCAAUGGCAACAACAUUGUCAUGUGUCCACUCUGCGACAUCUGCAGCUCUUGGAACCUCUCCAGCAUCUGCUACACAUAUAGAGCUGGUAUAUUGUUUGACAAUGGAGGAACAGUCUUCUUCAGUAUUUUUAUGUCUCUAUGGGCGGUCACAUUCCUGGAGUACUGGAAACGCACCUGUGCUGUCCUGUCGCAUCGGUGGGACUGCUCAGAGUUUGAGGAGAGUGAGGAAAGGCCAAGGCCGGAGUUCACUGCCAUGGCACCCACAACAAUUCGCAAUCCUGUGACUGGUGCAGAGGAACCUCAUUUCCCAGAAACCAGCCGCUGUAGACGCAUUGUGACUGGCAACAUGGUCAUCAUUAUCAUGGUUGCUGUCGUUUUGAUAUUUCUAUUAGCGAUCAUCCUCUACCGGAGCAUCCUGAGCAUCAUCAUCUCCAAGUCCCGAAAUGCCUUUUUUAUAUUCUCUGCUGGGAGAAUAGCAAGUCUCACCGGCUCUGUGUUAAACUUGGUGGUGAUCCUACUGCUGUCUAAGGUCUACACAUAUCUAGCCCAUAUCCUGACCCGAUGGGAAAUGCACCGCACUCAGACUAAAUAUGAAGACGCCUUCAUCCUUAAGGUGUUCAUCUUCCAGUUUGUCAACUUCUACUCUUCUCCUGUUUACAUAGCUUUUUUCAAAGGCAGGUUUGUUGGAUACCCUGGAAAUUACAACAUGCUUUUUGGGGUCCGAAAUGAGGAUUGUGGCGCUUCUGGAUGUCUUAUUGAACUUGCUCAAGAGUUAUUGGUCAUCAUGGUAGGCAAACAAAUCAUCAACAAUGUUCAAGAGUUUAUUUUUCCUAAGAUGAAGACAUGGUGGCACAAGCGGAAGUUUAAUCUGGCUCAUAGAGAGAAAGGGGCAAAUGAACAAGAUAACGUGUCACCCUGGGAAACGGACUAUGAGCUGUUAGUAUGUGAAGGCCUGUUUGAUGAAUAUCUGGAAAUGGUCCUGCAGUUUGGUUUCAUUACAAUCUUUGUGGCCGCCUGUCCUCUGGCACCUUUAUUUGCCCUGGUGAACAACUGGGUGGAGGUUCGCCUGGAUGCACAGAAAUUUGUUUGUGAAUACCGCAGGCCUGUGGCGGAACGAGCACAGGACAUUGGAAUUUGGUUUACCAUCCUACAGGUCAUCACUUAUCUGGCUGUGAUCAGCAAUGCUUUCUUGAUUGCUUUCACGUCUGACUUCCUGCCACGCCUUUACUACCGCUACACCACUGAGGGAAGUCUGCGAGGCUAUAUUGAUUUUACUCUUUCUGUAGCCCCCAACAACUUCACCCAGAGUGACAUACAGUGCAGGUAUCGAGGCUUCAGAGAUGAAAAGGGACAUAACACUCCUGAGUACUAUAACCUUCUAGCUAUUCGGCUGGGGUUCGUCAUUAUAUUUGAGCAUGUGGUGUUCCUGAUCAGCCGCAUGAUUGACUGGAUGGUGCCAGACAUUCCGGAGGAUGUGCAGAUAAAGAUAAAGAGAGAACAUUACAUGGCUAAACAAGCUUUGGCUGAAAACCAGUCCUUAGAAGGAGCACUUCUGGAAGAGUCACCAUCGCCAACCUCUGAUCUACGAUACCGAGGAAGAUCAGCUUCACCGCGCAACACUGACUCUCCUCCUCCGAGUUUGACUCCUGUACCUGAGGACAAAGAAAAGCCAGUUUAGAAGAAGCCAAAACUAAAAAUAGGAUCUAAAAACAGGACAUGAACAAGAGGCUCCUCAAAAAAUGGGAGUUAGUUGCAUUAAUUAAGUUAAAAAGUUUGAUGAAAUGUUUUUAGACAUUACAGGAAUCUCAUUUCAUAAGGACAUAUACACAAACAAAAAUUGAAAAGUUUUCGGUAUCCUCCAUUUUUCUCACAGGAAAUAGGUUUUGGGCAGUAGGAUGCUAACAUGCUGAUGUUAUCAAAGGCAUUGUAACAAAAUCUUCCAACUGGAGAAAAACAGUGACAGUAACAGCAGUGCUGAAACAUUUUAUACUGUGUAGAGAAAACAAACGGUUGAAUUAACCGUUCAUAAAUUCCAGUUCCGCCCAAAAGCUCCACACACCCCACUGUAUUCUGGACUCCCUUGUGAGCACCUAGCACUUGAACUUCUCAGGUCAAACCUUCACUCUGACCUCAUGUAUUUGGUUUUAUCAAGGAAAUGGACAGAGAAACGAGGCUGGUGAGAGAAGGGAGGGGUCACUGUGUGCCACAUAAAAUCAAGCAUAGACCAAACAUAAAACUCAAACCAAACACAUAAACCAAGCAAUUAAAUUUGGCUGUUAAAUGAAUGAUGAUCCACUGAUUUCAUAGUGACUAUUAUAUCAGUCAUGUAGUGUUUAAUGCUCCAGUUUUAUGCCAUAUCGCUGGAUUCUUGGAGCACUGCUUAUAUAUGAGCUGCUCCAAUGACUCACUUUUAAACGUUCCAGUUAAAUGUUCAAAACGUUAAAAGUUGCUAAUUUAUGAAUCAUAUUGAUUGCCUAUUGUAACACUUCUAAUUUAACAAUAUUGAAAAUACUCAAACUAUGCAGGGUCCCAAAAUUAUUUAUUUAUGCAUUUUUGUAUGACUUGCUACAUUUAAAGGAUUCCAUCACAUAUCUCUUUUCACCCUUACAGUAAUCAUAGAACCUAAAUAAACACUUAUAGAAAAA
Messenger RNA from Pygocentrus nattereri (red-bellied piranha), 3750 nucleotides. RefSeq names its product anoctamin 7 (gene ano7). Gene Ontology annotation, molecular function: chloride channel activity; protein dimerization activity. Gene Ontology annotation, cellular component: plasma membrane. Gene Ontology annotation, biological process: calcium activated phospholipid scrambling; chloride transmembrane transport. Lineage: Eukaryota; Metazoa; Chordata; Actinopteri; Characiformes; Serrasalmidae. The coding region runs from base 153 to 2783 and encodes 876 amino acids. The record is from RefSeq and is a predicted model, not a curated record. The transcript has 24 exons.